AUUAACGCGCCAUAGGUCACGUACUACAUGACGAAAUGUUUUCAUGUAAGUCACGUUUACCAAGCAUUUCUCGAGUAUUUACGGGUCUGAGUUUCGGAUAUUGCAACAUUUCUCUGGAUUCAGUCAACAUAAACUGAAGUUUACCAGAUAUGACAAUAUCUCGGGUUGCUUGUGUCGUAUCGACAAACUGGUUACGUGAACAGUUGGGCACGAACAUCAAAAAUCAGAUCUCCAAAAAACUACGUAUUCUCGACACAUCUUUCCUGAAAAACAAAGAAGUCGAUACUUAUACCACAUGUUACCUUCAAGAGCACAUACCACAGUCUGUAUACUUUGGGUUGCACAACUGUGUAGAAAGCACACCAGAGCUUCCCCGUAAUUUACCGGAUCCACAAUGCUUUUCUGAAUAUGUGCGGACUUUAGGAGUGCACCCAGACACCCAUAUUGUGGCAUAUGACAGAUUUGGACCUACGCCGGCGUUCCGAGCAUGGUGGAUAUUUAGGCUGUACGGCCACAAGAAUAUCUCAGUGCUGGACGGAGGACUCAGAAAGUGGAUAGCAGACGGGUACGAGACCACCAAUGAGUUAGUCACUGUUGAGCCCUCGAAUUUUGAAGCAAAACUAGACAAAUCUUUGAUACGUUCAUACGAAGACAUGGUGAGGAACGCCGAGACAAAACAUGAACAAGUACUUGAUGCGAGAGCAGUUGACUGUGACACUAUAACUAAUGAAGACAUGGAUGGUGGCGUGAUACCAGGGGCAAAACAUAUUCCAUUUGAAAAUCUCUUCAGCAGCGAUGGUACAUUUAAAUCUGACACAGAAAUCAAAGCUUUAUUUGACGGUGCGGGUGUGAAUCUGGAGGCGCCGAUGGUGGGGUCGUGCUUUACGGGUAUGACCGCUUGCGGCAUUGCUGCAGCCGCCUACGUACUUGGCAAGGACAUUCCCAUCUAUUAUGGUUCGUGGACAGAAUGGCGUCAAAGGGCUCCGGAAGAACUUAAACAGCGAUAUAAGAAAGCAAGUUGAAGCAUCACCACGUGCACCUUUGAGUGUAAAGUAUAUGACUGUGAUAUUUCCACAUAGUUCCGAUUUGUGUUCAUUCUGAGAAUAUGACACCGAUAUCAAUACUCAUUCAUGUACUGUAUAUACGUACGUGCGGAGGAAUGAAAAAUCGACAUAUUUGAACUUAGACCAUGUGCAUUUGGAAGUUUUAAACCACAAAUACAUUCCUAGUGUGUACUGCUUCAAAUAUUUUAUACGUAAUUGUCACGACGUAUUCCUCUUCUUUCACUUACGCCCAUUUGCACGACAAUACUAUUUCCUCAUGAAAAAUCAAAUUGCUGAAAGCACUGAAACUUGGGUGGAACUGAAAAGAAGAGGCAACUGAAGGGAAUGCCGAACAGUAAUAAGACAAAAGGCGGGAUACAGACAAAGAGAACGGAUAUAGGAGAUUUUGAAUGAGGUUUGAACGGAUAUAGGAGAUUUUGAAUGAGGUUUUGAGAGCACUGAUGUUAUCGUUGUCAGGAUUGUCAAGAUACUUCUGAAAUAUAUUUUUUUUACUUUUACUGAAAUACGGGUUACGUGGCCAAUGGCUUGUUGUAUUGUGGAUAAGUUGAUAUUAUUUUUGAAUCUUUUUUACAUACAAAAUAUUAACAUAUGAACCAUAAUUUUGACGUUGGGAAAACGACAACAAUGGAGGAGAAAUUGAGACUUAAUAUUUGUAAUGAGUUACUCAAGAUGCAGUAUAAAUCCAGUAUCAGUUAAUUUUGACAUAACGAAAUUCAUCAUCUACAUUUUUGUAAAAAAAAAUAGCGUACAUUUGUUUACAUUCACUUUGACUUUCAGCUAAUUCCUUGUACAUGCUUGUUUAGUGAAUUAAAUUAAAAGAAAAUAUCUCAAAACAAG
Molecule: messenger RNA, 1901 nt
Organism: Mercenaria mercenaria
Lineage: Eukaryota; Metazoa; Mollusca; Bivalvia; Venerida; Veneridae
Product: thiosulfate sulfurtransferase-like
Exons: 8
Coding region: 150-1022 (290 amino acids)
Biological process (GO): transsulfuration
Cellular component (GO): mitochondrion
Molecular function (GO): thiosulfate-cyanide sulfurtransferase activity
Source: RefSeq, a predicted model, not a curated record